Molecule: messenger RNA, 1068 nt
Organism: Rhizopus microsporus ATCC 52813
Lineage: Eukaryota; Fungi; Mucoromycota; Mucoromycetes; Mucorales; Rhizopodaceae
Exons: 3
Coding region: 310-1023 (237 amino acids)
Source: RefSeq, a predicted model, not a curated record
GAAUCAAAGACAAAAGAUAAUGCAGAAUAUAUUCCUUACGGGUGGCUAUAGUCAAGUACCUGGUUUAUCCGAUAGAAUCCAUGCAUCAUUACAAUCCAUUUAUCCUGUAAACACAAACAUUACUGUCAAAAGGGCCAAGGACCCAUUAUUGGAUGCAUGGAGAGGAGCUGCCAUGUUUGGUCAAGACAAUACAAAUAAGCAGUAUUUUGUAACAAGAAAGGAAUAUGAAGAAUAUGGCUCUGAUUAUCUCAAAGAACAUGGCUUGGGCAACAUAAAUUAAAAUUCUUUUUUUAAUAUAUUUAACUGUGUAUGCCGCUUGUAAGAAAAAGCUCUUUGAGUGAAAUAUUUUCAUUUAAGCAUCUAAAAGAAAUAACAAUAAAAGACUCAAAUAUAAACAUAGAUUCAAUCACCAUUUACAUAUCUAAGCCAACUUGUCCUUUACAAACUUGUCUGCUUAAACGUUCACAUUAUGAAAACAAAAAGCGUAGAGGGAUUGUAUAUUGCAAAGAUUGUCAGACAAUGGAAGCAAUGAAGAAAAUGAUGGAGAAUCAAGACACUUUUACUUUACUCUUAUUAGCCGGCUUUCCUGAUUUCCCCAAGGAAGAGAAUGGCAGUAUUUUAUAUAUCCUGCUUUAUCCGUUUGCGUACAUAGCAGCAUCAACCAGGCUAAAUAUGGCAUGGUCACGACGUAUGUGGACUCUUGCGUCAGAGGCAGAUCGCAUCGCAUUUACAGGUGUGUACUAUUCAGUCUUGGGAGGGGCAUAUUGUUCGUUAGGUAAACAGAAUACGCAAUAUGCGUACAAAGCAAGUGAAUUGGCCGUACGACAGAUACAGUUGGCGAGAAAGUUGAAGGAUCCGAUACUAGAGUGUAAAUGUUGGCUGUAUUUUGCAGAGGAUUUGAUUCAGUUGAAAAGAUUUAAGAAGGCUCAAAAGGUUAUCACACGCCAAAAACAGUUUAUUGAGUUGAUGCAGAGCAAUGUGGUAAGUUUUAAGUGGAAAGAGAGAAUUAAUAACAGCGACUAGAUGUGUGAGUAACAUGGCUGUUCUAGUUAUUGAGUAUGCUUGAUU